CUGUUUAGACGUUGGCCAGUCGUCUGAGAACCUAGCUUUAUUUUCCGUCGAUAUGUACUUCCGGGCGAAUGUUACAUUAAGCAAAACUGAGCACUUCGGGUUGUCAUCACGCUCUAUCAAGUUUCGAAAGGAGUGGUGUUCUGCAAGCUUAACAGGGCAAGCUUAAUGAAGCUGAUGUAUCUCAAAUUGUAAGAGAACCUACAUUUGGAUCGUACCUACAUUUCUAAUGUGAAGUUUUAGAAUAAUGUGAAAUACCUUGCUGUUUUUCGGUCAAUUGGGGAUGAUGUGAUUCUGGCAUAAGUUUGUGUAACGAGAUCAGCUUCGCCUCGGUGAUAAAACUUUUUCACAGAUAUACUGAUUGUUGAACCGUUGUUUGCUAUUUUAUAGAUUCAAAAAUGAGUUGGAGACUGUGCUUACAAGACUGUGUUAACAAAGAAGGUGCUAGACCAAGCGCAAAAAGUGAUCCGGAAGAAAAGCAGAAACAACAGCAAGAGGAACUUGCUCUUUUUACACAAAUGUAUGAAGAGCAAAAGUCAGCUUGUAAAUCAAAGAGUUCAUCAUCAAUACCUAGAUUUUAUUUCAAGUUACCAACAGAUGAAGAAGUUUUGCUGCAGAAAUUACGCGAAGAGUCUAGGGCCGUAUUUUUACAAAGAAAAAGCAGAGAACUGCUAGAUAAUGAAGAGCUUCAAAAUCUUUGGUACCUGUUGGAACAAAACUACUCCUCUAAUCCCUCAAGUGUCAGUGGAUUUGGCAUGGGCGACGACCAGAUGAUUACUUACGAAGACUUCACAAAGGUAGCCGAGAAGGCAGGCGACAAGUGCAAGCCCUUCUUUUCUCCAAGUGUGUUUGCUAAACUGUACCAGAGUGACCCGUAUGGACGCAUCUCAAUUAUGAAUUUCUUCAAUUACGUCAUGCGCAAAGUCUGGCUUCAUCAGACUAGAAUAGGACUCAGCCUCUACGAUGUUGCCGGUCAAGGCUACUUGAAAGAAAGCGACUUGGAAAACUAUAUUCUGGAGCUGAUCCCGACUCUCCCUCAAUUGGGCAAAUUGGAUCAGAGCUUCUUCUCUUUCUACGUGUGCACUGCAGUGCGUAAGUUCUUCUUCUUCCUCGAUCCGAUGAGGUCUGGGAAAAUAAAGAUCCAGGACAUCUUGGCGUGCAGCUUCUUGGAUGACCUGCUGGAACUAAGAGACGAAGAGCUUUCGAAGGAGUCCUUGAAUAAUAACUGGUUCUCGGCAACGUCAGCUCUGCGAGUGUAUGGCGACUACCUUAACUUAGACAAAGACCAUAACGGCAUGCUGAGCAAAGAGGAGUUGGCUCACUAUGGCACUGGCACGCUCACUCCGGCUUUCUUAGAUAGGAUCUUUCAGGAAUGUCUGACCUAUGAAGGAGAAAUGGACUACAAAACAUAUCUGGAUUUCGUAUUGGCUCUCGAGAACAGAAGAGAACCGCAGGCUCUGCAAUACAUCUUCAAACUACUGGACAUCCGCAGUCUUGGAUACCUGGACGUCUUUGCUCUGCACUAUUUCUUCAGGUCAAUCCAAGAACAGCUGAAGCAACAUGAUCAAGAACCAGUGGCCUUCGAGGAUAUCAAAGACGAAAUAUUCGACAUGGUUAAACCCAAUGACCCUUUGAAAUUAACCUUCGAUGACUUAAUCACGAGUGGUCAAGGUGAAACAGUGACCAAUAUUCUGAUAGAUCUCAAUGGUUUUUGGAACUACGAAAACAGAGAGAUGUAUGUCACAGACAAUAAUACAGAUCAUGACAAUUUUUAAUUGUAAAUAUUUUGUUCCAAUUAGUGGAAUGCAAUUGUUUAUUUGUACAAAAUUUGAAGCGUAGUCCUCGAAUUGUUUAUUCCGGAUGGCGUGACAUUAUUAGUAAAAUAAGACUGGCGGCACUGGGGAUGCUAAAUUCACCAUGCUUUGUUAAAGUAUCUUUUUCAAAGCAUCUCCGUCAAAUCAUCCGUUAUAGCUUGCUUUGCUUGAAUGAUUUUUUUUGACCUAAUUUAGAUUUCGCUUCUGUAUUGAAAUAUUUCGCUUCUG
Molecule: messenger RNA, 2039 nt
Organism: Symsagittifera roscoffensis
Lineage: Eukaryota; Metazoa; Xenacoelomorpha; Acoela; Convolutidae
Product: serine/threonine-protein phosphatase 2A regulatory subunit B'' subunit gamma-like
Exons: 4
Coding region: 396-1772 (458 amino acids)
Biological process (GO): cortical cytoskeleton organization; T cell homeostasis; positive regulation of B cell differentiation
Cellular component (GO): spindle; centrosome
Source: RefSeq, a predicted model, not a curated record